AUGGCACACGCGUUAUGUUUAACGGAAAGGCAAAUAAAAAUAUGGUUUCAAAACAGGAGAAUGAAAUUGAAAAAAGAAAUACAAGCAAUUAAGGAAUUGAACGAACAGGAAAAACAGGCACAGGCACAAAAAGCUGCGGCUGCAGCGGCGGCAGCUGCUGUCGCCGAACAAAAUUAG
Messenger RNA from Pediculus humanus corporis (human body louse), 177 nucleotides. RefSeq lists its product as uncharacterized. NCBI's taxonomy places the organism in Eukaryota, Metazoa, Arthropoda, Insecta, Psocodea, Pediculidae. Gene Ontology annotation, biological process: anterior/posterior pattern specification; negative regulation of transcription by RNA polymerase II. The record is from RefSeq and is a predicted model, not a curated record. The coding region runs from base 1 to 177 and encodes 58 amino acids. The transcript has a single exon. Gene Ontology annotation, molecular function: RNA polymerase II cis-regulatory region sequence-specific DNA binding; DNA-binding transcription factor activity, RNA polymerase II-specific. Gene Ontology annotation, cellular component: nucleus.